CCUGCGCAGCAGUUCCCGAACUGGCCUGCCACCAUAGAGCGGCUCCCCACCCAUCCCCGGAUGGACAGGUACGCGCCGAGCGUCCGUGAUGGAGUAGUCGCACUUGCCGCAGAAGGCGGGAGCUUCUUCUGGGCGCUGAUCACGCACCGCUGGGUGCUGGUGCUGGUUGGGGCAGUGCUGUUGGCGGCACUUGGCAUGGCGAGCACGCAACAC
Messenger RNA from Amoebophrya sp. A120, 213 nucleotides. Lineage: Eukaryota; Dinophyceae; Syndiniales; Amoebophryaceae. The record is from the annotation of a GenBank genome assembly.